AUGUCGCGGAGCUCGCAGGGCGGGCGGCCCGGCAGGUCCCCGCUGCCCCGCGGGGCCAGCCCCGGCUCCGCCACCGCCUCGCUGCCGCCGCCGCCCCCGCUGCCCCUGCAGCCCCCCUUCGGCCCCGGCGGGGCCAGCCCGGGCCCCAGCGGGCUGGCAGAGCUGAAGCCGGUUCGGCGCUUCAUUCCGGACUCGUGGAAGAACUUCUUUAAAGGGAGACGCCACCCCGGCUCCAGCUGGGAUAGCACGGCCUCCGACAUCAGGUACAUCUCGGACGGGGUCGAGUGCUCGCCGCCUGCCUCUCCCGCCCCGCUGCAGCCCGGGACCAAGGCGCUGCUUGGCUCCUACACGGACCCAUUCGGGGGCUCGGGCGGGAGCUACAACUCUCGGAAGGAGGCCGAGGCCAUGCUGCCCUCCGGAGACCCCCUGGGCUCGCUGGAGCGGCGCGCCGGCACUGGGCAGACGUACAGCGAGCGGGUGGAGGAGUACCACCAGCGCUACGCCUACAUGAAGUCCUGGGCAGGGCUGCUCAGGAUCCUCGGCGUGGCCGAGCUGCUGCUGGGCGCCGCCGUCUUCGCCUGUGUCACCGCCUACGUGCACAAGGACAACGAGUGGUACAACAUGUUCGGGUACUCGCAGCCCUACGGGUACGGGGCGGGCAGCGCCUAUGGGGGAUACUCCUACAGCGGGCCAAAAACGCCCUUCGUCCUGGUGGUGGCGGGAAUGGCUUGGAUCGUCACCAUAGUGCUGCUCGUGCUGGGCAUGUCCAUGUACUACCGAACUAUCCUCCUCGAUUCCAACUGGUGGCCUCUGACCGAGUUUGGGAUCAAUGUGGCCUUGUUCUUCCUGUACAUGUCGGCUGCCAUAGUGUACGUAAACGAUACCAACCGAGGUGGGCUCUGCUAUUACCAGUUGUUCAAGACGCCGAUAAAUGCGGCUUUUUGCCGUGUGGAGGGCGGUCAGACUGCAGCAAUCAUCUUUUUGUUUGUCACGGUGAUCAUGUAUCUCAUUAGUGCGUUGGUUUCCCUAAAGUUGUGGAGGCACGAAGCGGCCAGGAGGCACCGAGAAUUAAUGGAACAGGAGAUGAAAACACAAUCCUCUUUUCCAGAAAAGAAGUAUGAAGGUGAUGACAGACCAAGGGAAGAAGUCAGUUACAGGCAGCUCAAAUCACUGGAAAGAAAACCAGAGCUACUUAAUGGUCAUAUACCUGCAGGCCACAUUCCUAAACCUAUAGUGAUGCCAGACUACCUAGCGAAAUACCCUGUAAUUCAAACAAAUGAAAUGAGAGACCGAUACAAAGCGGUGUUCAAUGAUCAGUUUGCUGAGUAUAAAGAGCUGUCUAUGGAAGUUCAUGCUGUAUUAAAAAAGUUUGAUGAGCUGGAUGCAUUGCUGAAACAGCUUCCACACCAUCCUGAAAACAUAUAUGAACAGGAAAGGAUAUCAAAAGUUCUGCAAGAAUACAGGAAGAAGAAAAACGAUCCUGCAUUUCUGGAGAAAAAGGAGCGUUGUGAAUAUCUGAAGAAUAAGCUUUCUCACAUCAAACAACGAAUUCAGGACUAUGAUAAAGUUAUGAAUUGGAAUGUAGAAACUUAGCAAUGCCUUCACUUCAUGGAUACUAUUUUCUGUUUUUAAAAUUGAUAUUUUAAAAUAUUUUAACCUAUUUAUUCAUUCUUUGAACAGUACAUUUAUGGGGAUUACUUAAUCAUGGUCAUAUGUUUGGAUGUUGUUCAUUACUGAUAGGUUUUGUAUGCAGAUCCAAUUGUAACUGAAGUUAUAAGUUAGGAAACCUCUGCUAAUAUUUUGCUUUCAUUAGUGCAAAUCCUAACCUCUUAAACAUGAA
Molecule: messenger RNA, 1840 nt
Organism: Catharus ustulatus (Swainson's thrush)
Lineage: Eukaryota; Metazoa; Chordata; Aves; Passeriformes; Turdidae
Gene: MARVELD2
Product: MARVEL domain containing 2
Exons: 6
Coding region: 1-1593 (530 amino acids)
Biological process (GO): bicellular tight junction assembly
Cellular component (GO): apical plasma membrane; cytoplasmic vesicle; bicellular tight junction
Source: RefSeq, a predicted model, not a curated record